Messenger RNA from Armigeres subalbatus, 366 nucleotides. RefSeq names its product SOSS complex subunit C homolog. The transcript is spliced from 3 exons. The record is from RefSeq and is a predicted model, not a curated record. Bases 1 to 366 code for a protein of 121 amino acids. Gene Ontology annotation, cellular component: nucleus; nucleoplasm; SOSS complex. Gene Ontology annotation, biological process: DNA repair. Lineage: Eukaryota; Metazoa; Arthropoda; Insecta; Diptera; Culicidae.
AUGGCUUUCCCGGCGUCAAAUUCACAAGCCGACGUCACCAAAAAGAUUCUGGAGGAUAUUCAAAUUAAGAAGCAGCUUCUUCAGAAAGGUGUAAGUCCGGUCACUUCCAAUAUCGGAGCUACACCGGCUGGUCUAACAAUUCCUCAGUACGUUCAGGCAACAACCCAAUCUCAAGCCAAUCAACCUGCUGAAAGCACUAUUAACGCUACAACUAAGGCGGUUUACAAUCAGGCCCUCAGCCAAUCUUACGGGUUCUUCAUUCCGCAAGACUCGCUGUUUGGAAAUAGCAUCAUACCGGUGCUGCCGCGAUUCGAGAACACUCCCACAACCGGAACUGGCUCGGCUGCACCAAGUGGUGGUAAAUAA